Messenger RNA from Pectinophora gossypiella (pink bollworm), 1890 nucleotides. RefSeq names its product mucin-4-like. The coding region runs from base 388 to 1890 and encodes 500 amino acids. Lineage: Eukaryota; Metazoa; Arthropoda; Insecta; Lepidoptera; Gelechiidae. The record is from RefSeq and is a predicted model, not a curated record. The transcript has 2 exons.
UAUGCUGAUGAUGGUUAUGACUAAUAAACGUAUUUUUAUAAAUAAACUUUUACCAUGUAGCAUAAAAUAAGUGAUGUCAACAAAUCAGGAUAAUGGAAUAAUAUUAACAGGAACAAUGAACUCGAACUUAAAACAGUACCAAUUUUUAAUAGAAUAGUUAUCACGUAUCUGGUAAUAACGGGGAUAAUAGCAUCACGUGAGAAGCGCGGACGAGAGAUAGACGAUGGCGUGCAUUCGCUGCACCACGCCAACCUCAUCUCGUCAGUCCACGCGCCCCCCAGCUCACAUAGUCUCCACCACGCACCACUUCUGUCUUCUUACUCCCAUCUGCCAUACACCACUGUUCCUGUGUUAACCUUGUCUUCCUUCCAUGCCGCUCCUCUUGUGAUGUCACUUAGUCUGCACUCUCCAUUCCUUGUUCCCGUACAUUCUUUUCAUUGCGCAACAAUUUUGAGUUCUAAUUCUUCCCAUCAUGCAUAUAUUACUUCACCCGUCCUUCAUGCCCGUAGCAGGCAUUCCGUCCAUCCAGCGUCCUUUCCUAAUUCACUCUCUUCUCCUGUGUUUAGUUCGCUAACCCUCCACUCUGCUCCAAUUUUAAGCGUACAUAAAUUAGCUUCUGGGGCGAAUUCGACCGUCCUUCAUUCAGCCCCUGUGUUGGCCACUCACUCUAUCCAUUCUGCUAUUGGCGAGUCACAUCCCCUACACGCUACUCGUAUUCUAAAGUGUUCAUCAGUCCACUCUUUGAUUAAUUCAUCUUUUCUUCAUUCAGCUCCAGUUUUAAGAUCUUCUCCGAUCCAUUCUGUCCACGACCAUUCGCGACACCUACAUUCCACUCCUGUUUUAAAGACAUACAGAAUUAAUUCUCCCAACGCCAAUUCGCCAACACUCCAUUCAGCUCCCGUUACAAGACAGCAGUCGCAUCAUUCGCAUUUGUUCUGUCCCCCUAUUACACCUGCUCAAAGCGCACCUAUUCAAGUCGUAACCCAGAGCUCAAAUUCCAAUCAUUCCGAUCUACUUUUAUGUUCACAUUGCCCUGUCAGAGAUUUACAUUGUACUAAAAAUGAUUCUGUAUUAAGCUCCCUCUCAAUCCGGUCACCUGAACUAGUAACAACCAGUUCGCCUCCUCACCCAACACCUCUUACAGAUUCGUCCCUGGUCCGUUCUCCUAUUGUGAGCUCUCAUGGUAUCGAUUUUGAUCCCCAAUCAGGUCCACACUCUGUUCAUUCUCUUGCUUGUUGUUCACAUUCUGUUAAUCCUGGCUUACCUGUCUCAAAUCCUUCUCCCGUCGUAAGUUCAAAUUGCAUUGAUGUUCCCGUUUUAAACUCAUCGUCAACUGAUUCUCCACCCUUCGCGCAUUCCGUUGACUCAAUAGCCCAGACUUCACAUUCCAUUGAUCCUAAUCCCGUUUUAAACACCUAUUCACACCAUUCUUCCAUUUCAGCCUCAAACCUAAUGCCACCUGCCGCGUGCUUACGCUCCGUUAGUCCUGCCUCUUCCCCAUGUUUAUGCUCUAAGCCUACUCCUCCUUUAAGUUAUAUACAGACUCCUGUCGUAGGGAGCCAAUCAAUUGUCAAUUCUUCUUCUAUACUCUCACUCCAUUCUCCCAUUGGUAUUUGUCUCCCGGCCCCUCCCUUAUGUUCACACUCCACUCAUUCCAUUAACAGUCCGCAUUCCAUCCAUCCUGCUCUUAGUUCACCUUCCAUUUACAUCGUCACCAUACUUAGCGCGGACUCUCUCCACCGCUAUCCCAAUAUGCGGCGUCUUUCGCAAUCAGCCCCCGAUCUACCUUCGCCAGGGGUUGUAGCGCUAAGGUCACAUCAUUAUUCGCAUUUAGAUCCCGGCCUGCGGGUCAAACACAUCUCCUCUGCAAGAUACACCUCUGGUGGGUAG